GACACGCGUCGGUGCGCCAUUGGACAGAGCGGACCUGGGGGCGUUCCUUUUCUAGUCCGCCCCGGGCGCCGCCUCCUCUCCCCCCCUCUCCCUAGUUCGAAAGCCCCCAGCGCCACGAGACAAGCGGCGACGCAAGCAGCCAAGCAUAGAUUUGACCAUUUGAAAAGUUUCCAAUUGUAAACUUUGAAGAUGUCGGCACCUGCGGAGCUUUCCCGUGAGGAGAAUGUGUACAUGGCCAAGCUCGCUGAGCAGGCAGAGAGGUACGAGGAGAUGGUCGAGUUCAUGGAGAAGGUGGCCAAGACAGUUGACUCCGAGGAGCUCACCGUGGAGGAGCGCAACCUUCUCUCUGUUGCGUACAAGAAUGUGAUUGGCGCCCGCCGUGCCUCUUGGCGCAUUAUCUCCUCCAUCGAACAGAAGGAGGAGAGCCGUGGCAACGAGGACCGGGUCACACUCAUCAAGGACUACCGUGGCAAGAUCGAGACUGAGCUUACCAAGAUCUGCGAUGGCAUCCUCAAGCUGCUCGAAACCCAUCUUGUCCCCUCUUCCACUGCCCCUGAGUCCAAGGUCUUCUACCUUAAGAUGAAGGGUGACUACUACAGGUAUCUGGCAGAAUUCAAGAGUGGGGCUGAGAGGAAGGAUGCUGCUGAGAAUACCAUGGUGGCAUACAAGGCUGCUCAGGAUAUUGCUUUGGCUGAGCUGGCUCCAACUCAUCCAAUUAGGCUUGGACUGGCACUAAACUUCUCGGUCUUCUAUUAUGAGAUCCUCAACUCCCCUGAUCGUGCUUGCAAUCUUGCAAAGCAGGCUUUUGAUGAGGCCAUCUCGGAGCUGGACACCCUGAGCGAGGAAUCCUACAAGGACAGCACAUUGAUCAUGCAACUCCUUCGUGACAACCUGACCCUGUGGACUUCCGACAUCACGGAGGACACUGCGGAGGAGAUCAGGGAGGCUCCGAAGGGUGACUCUGGUGAUGGGCAGUAAAGCCAGUUUUACCUGCCCUGGGCUGGAAACUACUAGCUAGUGUUUGCUUACUGUCUAAUGACGCUAUGCACAGUCCGGGUCCUGGUUUCUUUGGUGCACUGUUGUUAGCCUUGGUAUGGUUAUCGUCCGCAAAAUUCAGGGCUCCCCGUAUGUGGUGUUGCUAGGGGAAAGUUGUCGCCGCUUGUAUCAACAGACGGAGACGGGCUGGGGACGGGGAUGGGGACGGGGAUGGGAGCCCGUUUGCACUGUUGGUGGCAGUUCGUAUUUUCGGUCUGCCUUUUUAUUGCUGUUAUUGUGAUUGGUCUGGCGUCUAUGUCUAUCCUCUGCUUCUGUUCUUUUGUGGUAUGUUCGUGAGGGCGCCAAUCGAUAGUUGCUCUGCUUCA
Brachypodium distachyon (stiff brome) is the source of this 1361-nucleotide messenger RNA. Its product is annotated as 14-3-3-like protein GF14-B. NCBI's taxonomy places the organism in Eukaryota, Viridiplantae, Streptophyta, Magnoliopsida, Poales, Poaceae. Gene Ontology annotation, biological process: signal transduction. Gene Ontology annotation, cellular component: cytoplasm. The record is from RefSeq and is a predicted model, not a curated record. The coding region runs from base 190 to 978 and encodes 262 amino acids. The transcript is spliced from 6 exons.